CGCGGUUGCCGCGGUCGAGCGCAGGCGAGAGGAAUUUUCCCUGUGAACACCUUAGGGCUCAGUUCAGCUCCUGUCCAUACAGGUCGGCGAGAGUGUCUGCUCUCGCCGUUCUCCUACCGCUCACCCGCCAGUCUAAGCGCUCCCAGCCCUCCCGCGAGGGCGCCCCGGGACGGAAGAAUCCACCAGCCUGUCGGCGCCAGCCGUUCUCGUGGUCGCCGUCGCAGUCGUCGUUGUGGUAGUCUCUGCUGUCGCCUGGGCCAUGGCCAAUUACAUCCAUGUCCCGCCCGGCUCCCCGGAGGUUCCCAAGCUGAACGUUACUGUUCAGGAUCAGGAGGAGAAGCGCUGCCGGGAGGGGGCCCUGAGCCUCCUGCAACACCUGCGGCCCCACUGGGACCCCCAGGAGGUGACCCUGCAGCUCUUCACAGAUGGAAUCACAAAUAAACUUAUUGGCUGUUACGUGGGUAAUACAAUGGAGGAUGUAGUCCUGGUCAGAAUUUAUGGCAAUAAGACUGAGUUGUUAGUUGAUCGAGAUGAGGAAGUUAAGAGUUUCCGAGUGUUGCAGGCUCACGGCUGUGCACCACAGCUCUACUGCACCUUCAAUAAUGGACUAUGCUAUGAAUUUAUCCAGGGAGAAGCAUUGGAUCCAAAGCAUGUCUGCAACCCAGCCAUUUUCAGGCUAAUAGCUCGUCAGCUUGCUAAAAUCCAUGCUAUUCAUGCACACAAUGGCUGGAUUCCCAAAUCUAAUUUAUGGCUAAAGAUGGGAAAAUAUUUCUCUCUCAUUCCUACAGGAUUUGCAGAUGAAGACAUUAAUAAAAGGUUCCUAAGUGAUAUCCCAAGCCCUCAGAUUCUUCAGGAAGAGAUGACUUGGAUGAAGGAGAUUCUUUCUAACCUGGGCUCGCCGGUUGUACUUUGCCAUAAUGACCUAUUGUGUAAGAAUAUAAUCUACAAUGAGAAACAAGGUGAUGUACAGUUCAUUGAUUAUGAAUAUUCUGGAUACAACUACCUGGCAUAUGAUAUUGGAAAUCAUUUCAAUGAAUUUGCAGGUGUGAGUGAUGUAGACUAUAGUCUCUAUCCAGAUAGAGAACUACAGGGCCUGUGGCUGCGCUCUUACCUUGAAGCCUACAAAGAAUAUAAGGGCUUUGGGACAGAAGUUACUGAAAAGGAGGUAGAAAUACUCUUCAUUCAAGUCAAUCAGUUUGCUUUGGCUUCUCAUUUCUUUUGGGGAUUGUGGGCUUUGAUUCAAGCCAAAUACUCCACUAUCGAAUUUGAUUUCCUUGGGUAUGCAAUUGUUCGUUUUAACCAAUACUUCAAAAUGAAGCCUGAGGUUACUGCAUUAAAAGUGCCUGAGUAAAGAGGAGGUUUAGUUAUUCUUAUGUAGCUGGGCUAUCUUUGUGAAUCUUUUCUUAAGAAAUUCUGAAAAGCCAAUAUUUGUUAAAAUUUUGUUAUUUAAUCUGGUUAUUUUGCUUUACAAAUUAUGCCUCUAAACAACCAAUCUGUUUUUUACAUUUACUGAAUGAUGUCAAGAAAUAUACCUACUGUUAUCAGUAUGUACUGGAUUAGAAAUUUGUUAAAUCUGCAAAAAGUUAUACAGAUGUCAGUUUAAUCCUUUCUUUCUUAAUUUAAUCUAUGUUAUAUGUGAGUUAUUUAUUAGGAAUUUAACAUGAAUCUGCGACUGCUUUCAUCUGUUUCAUCUGGUUUGUUUAGAAUAAGCAAUGAAAAUGUUCCAGAAUAAGUUUUUAAAGUUUUACUUUAAUAAGAUUAAUUUUAGUAAGCAUUCUAGGUGUUCAGUAGAAACAUAUUAAACUUGAAACACUGUAAAUGAAAUGAAUAAUUUACUCUUGAAAUGCCAGUCAGUCACUGGUAUAGAUAGCUUAGGAUGUUCAUAAAAAAUACCUGUUUUGGAGAGCCAAAUACAUUUACU
Messenger RNA from Choloepus didactylus (southern two-toed sloth), 1921 nucleotides. RefSeq names its product ethanolamine kinase 1. Gene Ontology annotation, molecular function: ethanolamine kinase activity. NCBI's taxonomy places the organism in Eukaryota, Metazoa, Chordata, Mammalia, Pilosa, Megalonychidae. The transcript has a single exon. Gene Ontology annotation, cellular component: cytoplasm. Gene Ontology annotation, biological process: phosphatidylethanolamine biosynthetic process. The record is from RefSeq and is a predicted model, not a curated record. The coding region runs from base 260 to 1351 and encodes 363 amino acids.